Argentina anserina (silverweed cinquefoil) is the source of this 514-nucleotide messenger RNA. Its product is annotated as putative lipid-transfer protein DIR1. NCBI's taxonomy places the organism in Eukaryota, Viridiplantae, Streptophyta, Magnoliopsida, Rosales, Rosaceae. Gene Ontology annotation, molecular function: fatty acid binding. The coding region runs from base 23 to 379 and encodes 118 amino acids. Gene Ontology annotation, biological process: systemic acquired resistance. The transcript has 2 exons. The record is from RefSeq and is a predicted model, not a curated record.
UUUUCUGCAUUAGAUUGAAGAAAUGGAAGCUUCAAUGAAGAACAUUUGCCUUGUAGCUAUCCUUGUCAUUCUAGGUGUUGCUCAGUUGGAGGGAGCUUAUGGGGCUGGUGAGUGUGGAAAAUCCUCCCCUGACAAUGAGGCGUGGAAGCUGGUUCCGUGUGCAUCGGCAGCACAAGAUGAGAAUGCUGCAGUUUCAGCCAAGUGCUGCAGUCAGGUAAAGAGGAUAGGUCAGAACCCAAGCUGCCUAUGCGCCGUGAUGCUUUCUAAUACUGCUAAGAGCUCAGGAGUGAAACCAGAAGUUGCUGUUACCAUUCCAAAACGUUGUAACAUUCCUGAUCGUCCUAUUGGCUACAAGUGUGGAGCUUAUACAUUACCCUGAAGAGUGAAGACUGUCCAAGAAUUGCUGAAGACUGUAUCACACAUUCACACUACCAUCUCAGUAACUACUUCAUGUUUUUUACUAUGAUAUCCAGACACCUGAAAUAAUAAAUAAUAGUGUUUGUGUUCAAGUUUA